AUGUCGUCCAGCGCGCCGCCAUCGCCAGUCCGAGGACAGCGGACCUUCUCCUCAUGUCGCAACGCCUCGUGGCUCGUCGUGGCGCUGCUGGCGAUUGCAGUGGCCGCGUUCGUGCGCGACGCCGACCUCUUGUUCCUGGGACUCGGCAGUCCAUUCGGGACCUCCUCAGCUGUCGGCGAUUGCGUGGACGCCCGUCGGUACUUGACGGACGUGAUGCCGGUCAAGGGGUUCCACGUGCUCUGCGUCGAGACAAAGACGCGUGACACGCUGAGGGUGACGGGCUUCAAAGACGGGAAUUACGCGAACGAGUCAAUCGAGACGACGUCCGACUGGGAGACCUUCUCGCACACGGUCGAAGACGAGCUGCUGGCGAUCCCCAAGCCACGCGACGAGCACGCGCAAAAGUACCAGCAGCCCGUGGCGUACUUUACGCCAAACGGCGUGCGACUCGAGAGGGACGUGACGCAGUGGCCGAGUCGCAUCGUGUUCGUGUUCGAGGGCGGUCAGUUCAUCUGGCCAGGCGUCCGCGUCGGCCACACAACGGUCGUGGAAAAUGCCUUUGGACGUGGGGACCUCGUGCUCGAGACGAUCAGCAUGACGCCACUCGUGUUCAGCGUCAAGGAAUUCCUUCGGGAUGACGAGGUUGACGUCAUUCUGGAGCUGUCCAUGCCGCACUUGGCACCGUCCGGCGUGGCGUUGGCGGACGGGGACGAAAACAGACCGUCUACGGACUGGCGCACGAGCACGACGUACUGGUUGGACUCAUCCGCGCACUCGGUGGUGCGAAACAUUGACAAACGCACGUCGGACCUUGUCAAAGUGCCUGUAAGCCACCAGGAGAAUGUCCAAGUGCUGCGCUACGAGAAGACGCAGCACUAUGACCAGCACGUGGACUACUUUUCUGCAGACCGUUACCGCAACUCCCCUGGCGUGCUCGAAGACAUCGAGUACGGCUACAAGAACCGCAUGAUCACGGUCUUCUGGUACAUGUCGGACGUCGCCAAGGGCGGACACACGAACUUUGCCCGGGCAGGUGGGCUGCCACCUCCUGCGUCUAACAAAGGCUGUUUCCAAGGCCUGAGUGUUGCCCCGGAGAAGCGCAAGGUGGUCGUGUUUUACAGCAUGUUGCCGAAUGGUGAGAACGAUCCGAUGAGUCUGCACGCAGGCUGUCCGGUUGAAGAGGGCAUCAAGUUCUCGGGCAACAAGUGGAUCUGGAACAAGCCGCGCGCGUAA
Messenger RNA from Hyaloperonospora brassicae, 1233 nucleotides. Lineage: Eukaryota; Oomycota; Peronosporomycetes; Peronosporales; Peronosporaceae. The record is from the annotation of a GenBank genome assembly.